Molecule: messenger RNA, 731 nt
Organism: Rhopalosiphum maidis (corn leaf aphid)
Lineage: Eukaryota; Metazoa; Arthropoda; Insecta; Hemiptera; Aphididae
Gene: Cisd2
Product: CDGSH iron-sulfur domain-containing protein 2 homolog A
Exons: 3
Coding region: 246-620 (124 amino acids)
Biological process (GO): regulation of autophagy
Cellular component (GO): intracellular membrane-bounded organelle; mitochondrial outer membrane
Molecular function (GO): 2 iron, 2 sulfur cluster binding
Source: RefSeq, a predicted model, not a curated record
UAUUAUCAGAACAUUCAACAUUCAGUAUUUGGAAAAUUGGAAUUUGAAAGGUAAAUUAAUUUCUCAAGUGCACCAUUUAGUGUAUACUGAUGUGAUUAAUAGGUACUUACAAAUCAGGACAUCUAUCGUUUUUAAAAUAAAAUCUUCAAUUGUCUAAUGCUUUUAAACAUUACCUCGCAUUGGUUUUUGUAAUAUUUUUGUCACAUUAAAUUUUAAAACUAUUUAAGUGUCGACAUUUCAAUAAAAUGGAAUUCAGUAGCAACUUAGUGAAAGUUCAUUUAGCUAAUUAUCUAGCCAAUUUACCAUUGCCAAAUUCAUUUUUUGGUAUUUUCAAAUUAGGUGGUAAAGAUAUAGUGAGAUUAAUUCCGUUUUAUGCUACGAUUGGUGGGAUAUGUUACCUUUCAUACAGAGUUGUCAAACCAAGACACCCUGUUAACCCAUCAAUUAAAAAAGAAUCUCCAAAAGUGGUUGAUGGUUUUGACAUUGAAGAGUUAGGUGAAAGUACAGCAUUCUGUCGUUGUUGGAGAAGUUCUAAAUUUCCUUUAUGUGAUGGUGCUCAUAAUAAGUACAAUGUUGAACAAAAGGACAAUGUUGGACCAUUGAUAAUUAAGAAAAAAUAAAUCAUUAUUGCUAGUUUGAAAUCAUUGAAUACAUUUAUAAAAAUGUUUGUUAAUUGUUUUAGUUUAGUCUUAUGUUUUCAUUCAGUUAAAUAGAAUACAUAUUUGCAUUUA